This is a messenger RNA of Eruca vesicaria subsp. sativa (arugula), 1149 nucleotides long. The record is from the annotation of a GenBank genome assembly. Lineage: Eukaryota; Viridiplantae; Streptophyta; Magnoliopsida; Brassicales; Brassicaceae.
AUGUAUGUUACAAAGCGUUUGACUGAAUACCAGAGAAACCCAUCUGAGCUAACAGUGCAAGCACAUGGUCCAAACUCAGGCGUGUUGGUGAUCCAAGACGAAGAGUCACAGCCCAAGUGUUGCUUUGGGAAAUGUUUUGACUGUGAUCUUCACGGUCUGCCGUUUCCUCAGAACGCAAAACUCACCGUCAAGUACCAAAUAGGACGAGGAGAUGACAGGAUUGUCCUGCUUGACUCGGUUGCGUUCAUUCCUGUUCUUCAUCAACCUCCUUCCUCAAAUCUUUACUAUGUUAUAAGGCGACGUGGGAAACACACAGGAGAAGCAUGUGUUAGUUCAAAAGAAGGAGACAGAGCUCCUUGUUGCUUUUGCUUCUCUUAUAUCCCCAACGCUACGCCAAGGCCUCUAGAUCCUUAUGACAUAUACCAACAGUUUGAGAUUCAUCAAAGAGGAUCAUCAACCAGUAAGUUCUUCGCCACAUCUGUUGCUUCAGACGGCAUACCACCACGGUUCCUGAGGAGGAAAGGCUGGACGGUUCCUUUCUCAUCUUCUGAAGACUUUGGUUUGGUUGAUGAUGCAAAGGGAGUUGUAGAUGCAAAGAUUCGUUACGAGCUUCCUGAUCUUGAUAAGAGCGUUGUAGUUGGGAAAUGGUAUGUUCCGUUCUUGUUUGUAAAGGAAGGAGAUGGAAAAGAUCAGAUGAAAAGUAACAUGUAUUACAGCAUGACACUUCACCAAAGAUUUGAAGAGGUUUUCUUAUACGAAAACGUUGAGAAUAAUCAGUUUGAAGCUGUGGUUGAUGUGGAGGUGGAAACAGAAGUGGUCAAGCUUGGAGGAGAGAAGAAGAUUGCAAGAGAGUCAAAAGUUGUGGACUCAGAUAAAGUUGUCUGGUUUAGUGUCUCAGGGACAGAGGAGAAGAUAGGUCUUGGCUCUGUGGUCUUGGAGCAGAUGAAAUGGGAAGAGGAGAGGUUUGGCUGGUCUAAGAUAACGUCUAGCAUUAAGAGAUCAGAGAGGUUUGAAGGCGGUGGACCGUAUUGGAAGAGUUACCGAUGUUAUGUGUUGGUAGAGAGCUUUGAGUUGAGGAGAAUUGAUGGGAGCUGCUUGUUGACAUAUGAGUUUAAACAUGUUGAUAAGUUGAAGAGCAAGUGGAAUUGA